Molecule: messenger RNA, 1114 nt
Organism: Caretta caretta (loggerhead turtle)
Lineage: Eukaryota; Metazoa; Chordata; Testudines; Cheloniidae
Gene: ALKAL2
Product: ALK and LTK ligand 2
Biological process (GO): positive regulation of ERK1 and ERK2 cascade; positive regulation of ERK5 cascade
Molecular function (GO): receptor signaling protein tyrosine kinase activator activity; receptor tyrosine kinase binding
Source: RefSeq, a predicted model, not a curated record
AGGAGUCCCCCCAAAGUGGAUCAUUUCUUUUCCUCUGAUCAUUCACUCUCCAGUUCAGACUUGCAAUGAGUGGACUGAGGUCUCCUGUGCUGCUGGUGCUGGUGCUCUUAAUGUUGUCAGCAGGUUAUUGCAAAGAGAGAACUGACUCCGUAGACCUAAAAGACAGGCAAAGCCUCUUCAAUCUCAUCAUGGAGAUUAUUCAGGAACUGAAAAGGUACCACAUGGAAGAGGACAACGGGGUGCAAUACUUCUCCAACCACGAUUAUACUUUAGACCGAAGAGAAGUAGCUGAUUAUGGAGAGUACCAGGACGAGCAGAGAGCUGAAAUAGUUCCUAGAGAUUUGAGGAUGAAAGACAAGUUUUUAAAGCAUUUAACAGGUCCUCUCUAUUUUAGUCCAAAAUGCAGUAAACACUUUCAUCGGCUUUAUCACAAUACAAGAGACUGCACCAUCCCAGCUUACUAUAAAAGAUGUGCCAGGCUUCUUACUCGGUUGGCAGUAAGUCCAAUGUGCAUGGAAGGAUAAGAUUUCACCAUACAGAAAAGACACACCAAGAACCAGGAGAAGUGCCUUGGAAACCAACAGGGAAAUAGAACUUAAUACCUUUAUAACAUAUUCCAUUGUGAACAAGAGGGUUUAUUUUUGCAGAUUGACAGACUAUUUCCCAUAAUUCUUUUAACUGUUUUGUAUGUUUUCAACAGUUUGCAGAUCUACAUUCUUUACAGUAGUAUAACUGCCAGUAGUACUUACUGCUCCAUACUUAAAAGUACACUCCACAUUUGAUAUGUAGUGCUGCCAAAAAUUACAUGAACAUGUACCCUUCAGCCAGAAAUUAAUGUUCUGUUGCUGAAUUCUGAGACUUGGAGGGAUGUUUGUUUAUAUACCCAGAACUCUUAAUGAAUCUACUCCACAGCAGUGGUUUUCACUUGAUAUUCUUCAUGCUUAUGCAAUUAAGAGAGAUUUUGGAUAAAACAAACAUGUUGGAGGGUCACAUUGUACCCUUGGAGUACAAGUUACAAAUUGCAUGACAAAUACAAAACACAAUUCCAAGUGAACAUGUUUUCUCAAGACAGAGGAGUGUGGAUUUUGCAUACACACACAAAUAUGCCAUUAGU